Molecule: messenger RNA, 715 nt
Organism: Neltuma alba
Lineage: Eukaryota; Viridiplantae; Streptophyta; Magnoliopsida; Fabales; Fabaceae
Exons: 1
Coding region: 1-474 (157 amino acids)
Source: RefSeq, a predicted model, not a curated record
AUGGGAAACUGUUUGAUCACCAGAAACAACCAGAUAUCAGCCCAAGACGAUGACGACCUACACGACGAGCAACCCGGUGAUUCAUUAGAAGUUGAGCAAAAGACGAUCUCAUCUGGUUCCUCAUUCGAUCAGUCUGAUCCUGCUGCAAUGCCGCCUGAAGAAAGCAGCAUGAAGAAGAAGAAGAAGAUAGGGAAGAAGGUGAGGUUUGAGUUGCAGAAAGAUGAAGAAACAAGAAAAGAUCAGAUUUGCAGAAGAAGUGGAUCUGUGAGGAUAAAACUGGUGGUGACUCAGGAAGAGUUAAAGAGGAUAUUAAGGCAUGAGAAGGAGUCUCAGCACACAACGCUGGAGCAAUUACUAAGUUCUGUGAAACUGAGCGGAAGAGGCAGAACUUGUCAAGUUAUUGCAGAAGAUGAUGGCGGAGCCAUAAAUGCUUGGAGGCCAACUCUAGAAAGCAUACCGGAGGAUCAGUUGUGAAUAUGAAGUAUGUAGUGUGAUAUAACUAGUCACCAAAAAAUCUGACUCUCUUGUAAACAAUGACCAUCUUCCUUUUUGGUUCUCGUUUUGAUGUAUAGUGAGCUCCUUGUCAUAAUGAACCAUAGCAGCUCCAACUUUUGACAAGUAGAGGAAUGUAAAAGGAUUGAGCCUUUGUGACUUUCAGCAUGUUCAUGGUUUCUAUGUGUUGUUCAAGAACGAAUUGUCCUUUAUUUUGUCUGGG